AUGAGGGCCAUAAUGGGCCUCUAUCCGGUAUUACUUAUCAUAUUACUCUGGCAUAAUGCGAAAACUGAAGAUAUCGAAGAUUUUUCUAUUGAGUCAAUAUUAGAUCAAGUAGCAGUCCCAAGUCAAAUAAUUAAUGAAUUCGUUAAAAAGACCGAAAAACAACCAACUAUUGAAAAAUAUUCAAACGAUGAGUUCGAAGAUUCCACUGUUCAUUAUGAAAAUUCAAAUGGUUUCGUACCGUUAAUAAUAUCAAAUCAAAACAAACAGACUCAAAAUAAUAAAGAUACGAGUCAGCUGGUGAAUAAUAUUAAAAGAAAACGUAAAUUUAAUAACGUAGAUCAAAAUGUUUUUCGUAAAGUUGACCAAAAUCAUUCCCAGUCAGUGCACGAUAAAGAUAAUCGUCGAUCAUUUCGCAUCGAUGAAAAUCGCGAUGAUUUUGAGUUGCUCAAAGUUAGUAAUGGAACUCCAUCAAUAGCGAAUUAUGAUUCAUUUUAUGAUCAUUUGAAGGCAACAUCUACUAAUUCGGACAAUCCACAAGCUAAGAAGAAAAAUUCUCACAAUAAAAAUAGAGAAAGAGGUAAAAGAAUUCAAAAUUUUCACGGAAAUUAUGAAAUAAAUAGUGGAAAUACUGAUCAUAAUUCUAAUAAAAAUGAUGAAAAAAAAAUAACUCAACCAAAAAGAGCUCAAAAUUAUUAUAAAACUGACAUCUCAGAUAAUAAUCGUGUGCAAAAUGUGUCGAUAGUCAAAGCUAAUUCAGUUCCAUCGACCACAACUGUGGUAUCAAUUGUAGAAGCUCAAGUGAUAAAGAAUGAUAAAACUGACGUUAUCAAUGCAUACAAACCAGCAAGCCCGGUUCAGCCUAAUAUUUAUAAAAAUGAAUUUAAAGCUAAUGAGCAAAAAGUAGCGCCCGUUUCUUUAAAAUUGAAAAAUAGUCCCAAGCAUGCAGUCGUUACGGAGCAGUCAUUCGACGCAAAAGGAAAUAGUAGACAUUAUGAAUCUGCUGACUCCGGUGAUUUUUCUAAUGAAAAUACAGAUUACGUGGAUGUUACUGAUAAACCUCGUCGCACUCAUAAAUUAAAUAGAAAACGCCCGCAAAAUUUUGAAUCAACUAAAAAAUUGCCCAAGGAGCAUAGGCAAACUUACGAAGAUUCUUACGAUGAUCAAGAUAGAAGAAGGCCUUCGACGAAAACAAAAUCAAGGUAUCGUCAAAAACCCAAGCAAAUAGUGAAUGAGGAGUAUGAUAAUUACGAUAAUUACGAUGAAAAUUCAAGCCGUUACUCAAAUGCUAAUAAAUUUAAUGAAGGUAAUGGAUGGAGUCAAAUUACUCCCAAUGUUGAAGUUUCGCAAUCUAACGGAUUUCAGCUGAACCAAAUCGAAAAACCCAAACUCCAUAUCAUUCCAAUAAAUAUAAUGACAAAUUUUGAUCAUGCUACUGCUCUCGACAAUAGCCAAGGCUUUGAUAUAAGUAACGCCAUGAUAACGGGCUAUUCUGGAGAAAAAUCGUCUGGAAGUACAUCAAAUCCGGUAUACAGUUCUUCGUCAUAUGACGACGAUGAGUUCGUAGCAUCUUCAACGACGUCUAGACCGCAAAUUAGUAUGUCAACGUCGGUGCCUGAUAUUAUUGUUGGACAUAGCUCCGCUCAUAAUCCCGUUCGAGCGGUAUUUUUCCCAAGUGACAUGCAGAAGAACUUGCAAAAUCAAGGAGGCGUUCAAAGUACAGUAUCACCGGUUAUUCUCGCAGUAACACCACAAACUAAUUUUGAGGUAUCAUCUACUCUGUCUCCAAAUAUUCAUCAUAUGCUGAACCAGGCCCAGUCAUCCUACUUGAACAGUAGACCUCAUUCAAAUAAAAAACCGCACAAAUAUAAAGCUUCCGGUGAAAAACCGUAUUCUAGCUAUUUUCCGUAUCCACACCCGACGAGCAGAUCAAGCACCCCUUAUAAAAAAAGAUACAAUAAUGGCAAUGAUGCUGAAUACAUAGCUUCAGCAAGUCUAGCCGUAAGUCAAGGAAAGUAUAGACAAUCGCAUAAGAAUACUCGUAAUUAUAGAACAAAAAAUAAAAAUUUGAAUGAUCAAAAUAUAAAGUCAUCGAGCAAUCAAGGAUCAAUGGGAUCAAGUUUCAAUAGUCCUAUUACCCAAUCUACUGUAGUUCCAGCAAUUUUACAUACGGGUAUAGGUUUUAUUAAUAAUCAACCGAUAGUGCCUAGCACAUUAUUAUUCACAAAUCCGCAACAAAAUGCCCAAAUGUUACAAGCAACAAAGGAAGCUUUGGAAAAGUCCAUUCAACAAUUGCAAUUAAAUCUCCAAAAUAACCAGUACCAAAUAAAUAGUUUGAGCAAUGCAGAUAGCAUCGGUGGAGCAAGUAAUAAUAUUAAUUCAGUAAACAGCUUGAUCAAUCCAGUACAAAAAGCUCAAUUGCCAAUUUUAGGUGCGAAAAAUGUUGAAAUAAUAAAUCCAAAUCUGCAUUCCAAUACUUUUGCGAUUCAGCAAAUACCAACUGCAUUGGUAACAACGCCCAUCCCAAUAUUUACUACCACGGGCUUCAUCUCAACAAAGCAACCUACGUCUCAAGAUAGCGGGGGCCCAGAUAGACAGCAAUACAAUCCUAUUCAAUUCAUUCCAAAUUACGACCUUGUGAAGACUCAAUCGAUUUUGAAUAAUAAUGUGCCACAAGAUUCGCUUACUCAACAAAACCUGAAUUUGGUAUCCAUAGUGCCUGGAGGUAACUUUUAUAAACAAUCUCCAGGAACUCAAGUUAAUUUAUCAAAUAAGCCAAAGUUGAGCUCAGAUCUGGAAAAAUAUGCCGAAGAAAUGUUUAAGGAGUCUUUAAGAACUAUUUAUAAUUCGCACAAGUGGAACAACGAUAUACGAACAUCUAUACCUAAUACAAGUUCAGUUGACAAUUUGGAAUUAGCAAGAUUAAGGAAUGAGUUGCUACGAAUUCAAAAUAAAUUGAAGAAUUCCAAAGGAAAUAAAGAAGAGUUAGAGGCCCAUCAUUCAGAGCAUAAAAUAAAAACAUCUAAACCUGGUAAGCAUUCGAAGCGACCAGAUCUGUCAAAUAAUGGAUCGCAUAAAAAGCCCAUUGGAAUAGCUUCUAGUCCAAAUCACCAAUCGCAUCAUAACAAGCAGAAAUCUGAAAUUAAUGACUAUUUAACUCCUCCAAAAGUCAAUUCAUUUGUGUCUCACAGUCAAUUCCAGAAUACUAAGCCAUCUAAAAAGAGGCCUAAUAAUGGAGUGAGGCCGCAUUCAAAUCACGAUAGCAACAGACUUCGACCAAGGCAAGGAAUUGUCAUGAGUAAACCAAAAGGAUCCGAUUCUCAAGCGAGCUCAUUGGUGCACUUCAGAUAUCCCAUUCGAGUUCCUGAAAAAAAUUAUUUUAGUCAUUCUGAUCAUUUUUAUCCUCAAGUCAACAACUAUCCUUCCUUCACAACACACUCACCUUCACCAAAAAAUAAUAACAAUUUUAAAGCUUCAGUAGAAUUAAAAUCGGCAGAAGGUGAUUAUUAUGAUAUGAAUAAUCAAAGAAUGCACAAUUUGAUGGGUCUGCUAAUGAAAAAUAAAGCUUUACCAGCUGGCAUUCAACAAUUUAGUAGGCAAAUUCAAAAUGAUGGACAUAAUCAAUUUCAAUUUUAUCCCUACGUAGAUAUGAGAGGUUUCAAGAAGAAAGUAGAUACGCAACAGCAACCAAUUUUAUUAAAUGGAAAUUUAAAAAAUAAUCGUACCAACGUUUGA
This is a messenger RNA of Trichogramma pretiosum, 3732 nucleotides long. RefSeq lists its product as uncharacterized. The coding region runs from base 1 to 3732 and encodes 1243 amino acids. NCBI's taxonomy places the organism in Eukaryota, Metazoa, Arthropoda, Insecta, Hymenoptera, Trichogrammatidae. The transcript is spliced from 4 exons. The record is from RefSeq and is a predicted model, not a curated record.